UACAAAAAUGAACUGUCAUAGGGAUCAUCAUUGGCCGCGUCAAGUAUAACCUCAUUCAAGGUCAUCUAUCCUUGCCUCAAAUAUUUAUCGUACUGUUGGUGGCCUUUAUUAUAGUUAUAAAGCUUCUUGAAUAUGGACUGAAGGACCCAUAAAUAAACAAACACUGUAUAAACUGCAUAGCAAACUCGGCUCCGUCCUGUGGCGGACGAGGAACGGAGACUAUACUGCAGUGCAGCCACCAGGCGCAUCUUGUGAAAAAAAAAAUUGUAAGUGCUAAUAUGGCGCCUCCUCAAUCAUGUGACACCUUUGUUGUGCUCCCGCCUCAUACAAGUGAUAAUCAAGUGAUAUUUGGCAAAAAUUCCGACCGACCUCGUCAUGAGGUGCAGGAAGUCGUGUACUUCGCGGGAGGGAUCAGACAGGGACCUUUAAAGUGCACAUACAUUAAAAUUGAGGAGAGUUGUAAGCCACUGAAUGCGGUCAUACUGAGCAAGCCAGGAUGGAUGUGGGGAGCGGAGAUGGGAGCUAACAACAAGAAUGUGGUCAUUGGCAAUGAAGCAGUGUGGACUAAAAAUGACAAGGGCCUUGGAAAUGCUCAGGAAAAACGCUUGCUGGGAAUGGAUCUUGUUCGCUUGGGCUUAGAACGAGGUAAUACAGCAAAAGAGGCAAUUGACGUUGUAACAUCUCUUCUUGAAAAGUAUGGACAAGGCGGACCCUGCAGUGAACAUGAUGACAAUCUCUUUUACCAUAACUCAUUCCUUAUUGCGGACCCCACUGAAGCAUGGGUGCUAGAGACAAGCGGCAAUCUGUGGGCUGCAGAGAAAGUAUUGUCUUACAGGAACAUUUCUAAUGGGCUAACUAUUACUACAAAGAUUGACAAAAUGUCUGAUGGAUUAAAAGAGAAAGCGAAGGAGCUAGGACUUUGGGAUGGACAGGGUGAGUUUAACUUCAUGAAAAUUUUUUCAUCUGGCGGAGAUCUCCACCGCCAACUCGAUGGGGAAGCACUUCUCAGAAAUGGCUGUAAGGAUUCUCAAUUCACCAUAAAUGACAUGUUUUAUGUUUUGCGGCACAAGAAAAGCCGAAUAUGCCGAGGAUGUGAUGAUGGCUUUCCCACUCAAGGAAGUCAGGUAUCUAUUUUAACGGAGAACGGAAUGAGUGUCCAUUGGUUCACGGCUACACCAGACCCUAGCGUUUCUCUUUUCAAACCCUUUGUCUUCACUCCGAAUUGCAAAACUUCGUGCUACACGGAGAGUCUCCAAGAACCUAAACACGAAAGUCGUUUAUACAAGCUACAUGCAGAUCAUAUAAUUCGAGGCACCAAAAGCCAAGAACUGAUCAGACAGUUACAAAUACUGGAAGCAGAGAGUAUCCAGAGAGUGGAAUCAACCCUGCGUCACUAUGAUGCUGGAGAAAAUUUGAACAUAGACAAUCUGAUGGAAGACUAUGUUAUGAAGGAAGUUAAACUUUACAUCGUUGACACCGAAAACGAAUAGAUCGUAAGAAUAAAAACAUGUUAAGAGAUAAAAACUAUUUAAAGGGCCAUACGAAAAAUAAACCAAAGAUUUUAGAAAUGUUCAAAAGUAACAUAGUUUGUUAUUGUUUAUGUUUUUGUUAUUUUCUAUUGUUGAAUAAGGAUAAAUUUUAUUAUAUUUGAAUGAAUAUAUUAGACCUGUACAUUACAUCACGUAACCUUCAUAUCGUAAUCAUCACACUUUUUUUGAAUGAUCUCGAUGUCAAUAGCAAUCAAUUGUUAAUAAUCGUGUAACGGUAUAUAUAUAUUGUUUUUAUUGAAUUCCGUUAACUUCGGAGUAUCGGUAAGUACGUUUAAAGAAACUAAAUGGCAUAGUUAAUUUAUUUUUAUUUUUUUGUUAUUUUUAUAAAAGUAAUUAAAUGUUGCAUAUAGCGUUGCUGUAACACGCGCAUUACAUUUAAACUCAACCGAACAAUUGAAAACUGUGACAACAAUGUCAUUUCGAACAUCGAUCGUCCGAGAUAGUACUUACGUUUAGUAGCAAAUGUAUGAACUCGUACUAAACACUAAUCAAUAUGUAAACAGGCCCUAAGGCAGUGUACACGCUCGUAAGGGCUUUUAAGAUAAAAAAUUACUAUUGAUUAUCUCCGAAAUAGAGUUAAUUAGAAUACCGGUGUCUUUGAGAAAGUUACUUAAUUUAAGCUCAGGGACGUACCCUUGAAAUUAACGAAAAAAAAAACACGGUCUAUAUUAAUGCGUGUCCUGACUGACUGAUUCAUCAACGCAGAACCGAAACUACAAAAGCUAGAAAGUUGAAAUUUGCACACUAGGUUGCAUUUAUAAAGUGUACAAUAAAUAAGAAGCGAUUAUGAAAAAGGGGGUUGAAUGUUUGUAUGGCGUUCAAGUUUUAUUCUAAGCUAGGAACUUGAAACUUCGUAAUAAGAUAUUUUAAUUUAAACGUAAUUUCAGCGUCUUUGAAAAUUCAUCCCCUAAUAGGGUUCAGGGGUUUAAAGUUUGUAACGGGAACGAUUUGAGUACGGACGGGAAAUUAGUAGGAAGAGAAAACAAUUUUAGUGCUUUUGAAAAUUCAGCCCCUUUUAGGGUUAAGAAGAUGUUAAAAGUGUGUUUCAGGAAAUAAAUCCACGCGGACGAAGUCGUGGGCAACAGCUAGUACAUCAGGUUAACACAACCUUACAAGCAUCUAAGAUAACUUGUAACGAUUUGAAUAUUUCCAUAAAGCUUAUUGCAAAAACACAA
Cydia pomonella (codling moth) is the source of this 2725-nucleotide messenger RNA. Its product is annotated as secernin-3. The record is from RefSeq and is a predicted model, not a curated record. Gene Ontology annotation, biological process: proteolysis. The transcript has 7 exons. Bases 279 to 1490 code for a protein of 403 amino acids. Lineage: Eukaryota; Metazoa; Arthropoda; Insecta; Lepidoptera; Tortricidae. Gene Ontology annotation, molecular function: cysteine-type exopeptidase activity; dipeptidase activity.